AUGGCUGAAAAUGCUAAUAACGGUGUGAACAACAAUGCAAAUCUAGGUAAUGCAGCUGAAGCCGAUCUUCCAUUGAGAAACUAUGUACUCCCUACUGUUACAGGGAUGCAUUCAAGUAUUCGUCCUCCUACUGUAGUGGCGAAUAAUUUUGAGAUAAAACCCUCGAUCAUUCAGAUGGUACAGAAUUGUGUACAAUUUGGGGGAUUACCAAACGAGGAUCCAAAUCUCCAUAUUACCAACUUUUUAGAGCUGUGUGCUACAUUCAAAAUAAGCGGGCUUAUGAACUACUCCAUGAAUAACUACAAUUGGCCUACUGAGCAUGAGAAUAAGAAGGUGGUAAGAGUCUUAGAGGACGAUCCUAUUGCUUUAUUGAUUGCACAAGUGGCAUCCCUCACCAAGCAAUUGCAGCAGAAUAACCUCGCUGCACAAGCAAUGCAAGCACAUGUUAUUGGUAACUUUUCAAGACCUACACCCAACACCUACUCAAAUUUAUAUACUCCUGCGUGGAAAAAUCACUCUAACCAGUCUUGGAAAAAUAACCAAGGUUUACAACCACAGUAUCCACCUCAACAAUCACCUCAUCAACCGACUCAUGGACUACAUUCUAGGCCUUAUUAUGCUCCAAACCCACGCCCAUCUCAUCCACCACCACAUCCUCCAAUGAACUCACCAACAACUCAACCAGACCAAUUAAAUCAAUUCUUGACAGAGACAAGGCCUUCAAUCAUGAAUUUGGAGACACAAAUGGGUCAAUUGGCUAAACUACUUUCAAGUAAACAGCAAGGGAAUUUUCCUAGUUCCACAGAGGUAAAUCCAAAAGAGCAAUGUCAAGCCGUCACUUUGAGGAGUGGGACUAAGUAUGAUGGACUUGUAGUUGAUGACAAGGGAAAAAAGACAGAGGAUGAACAUGUUACUAGUCCAGCACAAGAGGAGGUUACUGAAGACCUUCCAAAGACAGAGAAGCCAAAAUACACCGAGCCUACACCAAAGAUUACUUAUCCUCAACGGUUUCGAAAGGCCAUUAUUGACAAACAAUUCUCCAUAUUUCUUGAGGACGUUCUAGUAAAGGUAGAUAAGUUCAUUUUCCUAGCAGAUUUCAUUGUAUUAGAUAUGCAAGAAGAUGAGGACGUGCCUAUUAUAUUGGGACGACCAUUGUUAGCCAUGGGGCAAGCAUUGAUAGAUGUCCAGAAGGGUGAGUUAAGGCUUAGAGUACAAGGUGAUGAGGUCAUUUUUAAUUUUUUUAAAGCCUUGAAAUAUCCUUCAGCUAGUGACAGUUGUUUUAGUGUUAGUGUAUUGGAAGAACAAGAAAAAUGGAUUAAGUCUAUUAAGGAUCUACUUGAGUUGAGUUUGGUUGCAAGUCCUGAAGAGUGUGCUAGUACUGAAGCCAGUGAAUAUGUUAAGUGGUUGAACUCAUCAGGGAAAAUUUAUAAAAAGAAAUAUGAGGAAUUAGGGCAAGUGCCUAAGAGACCUCUCCAAUCUAUAGAGAAGCCACCAUUUCUUGAGUUAAAGACUUUACCAAAUCAUCUUAAAUAUGCUUAUUUGGGUAUGAAUGAUACUCUCUCGGUUAUUAUUUCAGCUUCAUUGUUUCUUAUUGAAUAA
This is a messenger RNA of Humulus lupulus (European hop), 1599 nucleotides long. RefSeq lists its product as uncharacterized. The coding region runs from base 1 to 1599 and encodes 532 amino acids. NCBI's taxonomy places the organism in Eukaryota, Viridiplantae, Streptophyta, Magnoliopsida, Rosales, Cannabaceae. The transcript has 4 exons. The record is from RefSeq and is a predicted model, not a curated record.